AUGACUGCAGAAGGACGUACAUUGAAUGUCAACAUGAAUGAGAUUGUUGUGAAAAGCAAUACAGUUUACGAGGCAGACAAUAAGAACUCUGAAGCAACGAGCAGCAAGGUUGUUCGAAGAAAGCGACGACGAACAAUGUGGGAGGGUGAAAGCUGUGUUGUCUGCGGGGAUCGCGCAAGUGGGUAUCAUUAUAACGUUCUCAGUUGUGAAGGAUGCAAAGGUUUUUACCGAAGAGUUGUCACCGAAGAAAACAAAAUCUUGAUUUGCAAGUUUGGUGGCAAAUGCAAAAUGGAUCUUUACUGGCGGAGAAAAUGCGGUGCUUGUCGUUUGAAAAAGUGUCAACUUGUUGGAAUGAGACCGGAGUAUGUAUCGAAUCGAGAGGCCAAGAAACGCGAAAAGCCACGAGGAAAAACUACUGAAGUAAAGAAACCUCUCCCGAAGAAGCAAUUGUCAGAAGAACAACGGAAUGAGGCUUCGCGGAUAGCGGAACUGGUAACGGAGGAAUACCGAGUCUUGUGCGAGGCAACAAAUGCUAAAACACUAGAAAAGUUGGAAUCUAUCGCAGACAUCGGUACAAGACAUGUUCAGAGUCUUGUUGCAUUUUGCAAGAAACUUCCAGGAUUCGACAGUUUGCCGCAAGCCGACCAAGUCGCCCUAAUAAAAGCUAGUACAGUCGACGCUAGUUUCUUAAGAUCCGCGUUCAGCUUCGCCAUGAAUCCUGAAAAACAAAUGAAACAAACGAACAAAAUAAUCGCGUCAUUGAAAAAUGAGGCGAUUGAUCUUCCUGUUAGACGGUUCUACGAUCGCUUCGCGGCGAUGAAGCCGUCUAUGACGAUGAUUGGACUUUUAGUUGCUAUGGCAGUAUUCUCAGCCGAUCGUGCAGAAGGAAUAACAGAGCCGCAGUUAGUUGAGGAGGCACAAGUUAAUCUAGUGAAGGCUCUACAGUUUGUAUGCAUCCGAGAAGAUCAACCAAAGCUCUUUCCCAAGCUCGUACUAAAGUUGACGGACUUGAGAUAUUUAAAUCACGCAUUCAGUAAUCUUUUAAAACACGAAUCAAACUCUCAUUUGAUGAAUCCGCUCCUUCGCGAACUUUGGGACCUUGAAUAA
Messenger RNA from Oikopleura dioica, 1107 nucleotides. The record is from the annotation of a GenBank genome assembly. NCBI's taxonomy places the organism in Eukaryota, Metazoa, Chordata, Appendicularia, Copelata, Oikopleuridae.